AUGGCAGAUUCAGGUCCCAGCUCAGCUCCCCCAGAGACCGAGGAGAUCGACCUCUACGAACUCCUCGGUGUCGAAAAGACUGCCACACAAGACCAGAUCAAAAAAGCGUACCGAAAGGCUGCGCUGCAACACCAUCCAGAUAAAGUACCUGAGGAACGUCGAGAUGAAGCCGAGGCGAAGUUCAAGGCCGUGACCCAAGCCUACGAGAUUCUGCGUGACGAAGACAAGAGGCAAAUUUACGAUGCCGGGGGAAUGGCCGCCCUUCGCGGCGGUCCCGGUGGCCCUGGUGGCCCCGACUUGGAAGAUAUUCUUUCCCAGAUGUUCGGCUUCGGCUUUGGUGGUGGCCCCGGAAGGGGUCCUCCUGGCCAGCGACGACCAAGACGCGGGCCCGACGAAGAGCAGGAAUACACCGUUACCUUGGAAGAGCUCUACAAAGGAAAGACGGUCAAGUUUUCUGCCAACAAGCAAGUCGUCUGCUCCCAGUGCAAGGGCACCGGAGCCAAGGAUAAGGUCAAGCCUCAGCAGUGUGAGCAGUGCAAGGGUCACGGUGUUGUGGAGGGCCUCCGCCAAGUCGGCCCCGGUCUCCUGACUCGAGAAGUCUUGCCCUGCGACCACUGCAAGGGUUCCGGAAACUUUUACAAGGAGAAGGAUCGCUGCAAGAAGUGCAAGGGCAAGCGCACAACGCAGGAGACCAAGGUCCUCGAGAUAUACAUCCCCCGAGGUUCCCUGCAGGGAGACCGCAUCGUUCUUGAGGGAGAGGCCGACCAGUUCCCCGAUCAGACUCCCGGAGAUAUUGUUUUCACCCUAGUCGAGGAACCGCACGAUGUCUUCUCCAGAGUCGGCGCAGAUCUGUCUGCCGAGCUCAAGGUCACCUUGGGCGAAGCUCUUGGCGGCUUCUCCCGUACCGUGUUGACGCAUCUCGACGGCCGAGGUAUUCACAUCACCCGCGAACAAGGCCAUGUCCUACGCCCUGGUGACGUAUUGAAGGUCCCUGGAGAAGGUAUGCCUCUUAAGCGGGGCGACGAGAAGGGAGACCUCUACUUGAUCGCCACCAUCGAAUUCCCCAAGGACGGCUGGCUCCAAAAAGAGGCCGAGUUCGAAGCUCUCAGCAAACUCCUGCCUGGACCUCCUCCUCCUAUCACUGCUGAGGAGGUCGAUGAAGUUCAUUACGAGGACGGCGCAGACCUUGAAGAAAUGGUUUCCGCCAAGCAGCACGUUCCCAUCGUGAAGAAGCGCACUAAGCGCUUCACCCGCCACCAGAGCGACCGCUUCAAGUGCGUCGACCCCAGCUGGCGCAAGCCUAAGGGUAUCGACAGCCGUGUUCGCAGGCGGUUCAAGGGCAACCUUGCCAUGCCCUCGAUCGGCUACGGCUCCAACAAGAAGACCCGAUUCAUGAUCCCCUCCGGCCACCGUGCCUUCCUUGUCAGCAACGUCAAGGAUGUCGAGCUCCUCCUCAUGCACAACCGAACCCACGCUGCCGAGAUUGCCCACAACGUCUCCUCGAGGAAGCGAAUUGACAUCAUUGCCCGGGCGAAGCAAUUAGGCGUCAAGGUUACGAAUCCCAAGGCGAAGGUUACGACCGAGGUGUAA
Messenger RNA from Scedosporium apiospermum, 1590 nucleotides. RefSeq lists its product as uncharacterized. Gene Ontology annotation, cellular component: ribosome; cytoplasm. Gene Ontology annotation, biological process: response to heat; translation; protein refolding. Gene Ontology annotation, molecular function: structural constituent of ribosome; Hsp70 protein binding; ATP binding. The coding region runs from base 1 to 1590 and encodes 529 amino acids. The record is from RefSeq and is a predicted model, not a curated record. The transcript is spliced from 7 exons. NCBI's taxonomy places the organism in Eukaryota, Fungi, Ascomycota, Sordariomycetes, Microascales, Microascaceae.